Messenger RNA from Quercus lobata, 1756 nucleotides. RefSeq names its product F-box/LRR-repeat protein At4g14103-like. The coding region runs from base 107 to 1474 and encodes 455 amino acids. NCBI's taxonomy places the organism in Eukaryota, Viridiplantae, Streptophyta, Magnoliopsida, Fagales, Fagaceae. The transcript has 4 exons. The record is from RefSeq and is a predicted model, not a curated record. Gene Ontology annotation, molecular function: protein binding.
GAUACCUCUUCAUCCUCUCCAUCUGAAAAAAACAAAUUCCCAUACCACAACGCUGUCGUUUCGUUCCUGCCAAUGGCAUAAACGGUAACCAACUAACCAUUUGAAAAUGGAUGAAAGUGGUCUUAAUCGAAGUUCAAAAAAACAUAAGCUAAAUGAAGAACAAGGCAUUGUUGAUGGGAACACCAAAUGUUUAGAGAAUUUACCUGAAGAGAUUCUUCGAUACAUCAUUUCCUUACUUCCAACAAAUGAUGCUGUUAGAACAAGCAUACUUUGUAAGAGGUGGGAAUAUCUGUGGACUUCCAUUCCAAAUCUUGGUUUUAAAAAAGGAUCAAAGGCUAAGAGAAAACUUUUCAUGAAUUUUGUGGAGAGAGUGCUUCUUCUUCAUGACUCCUCUGAUAUCAAACAAUUCACCCUCUAUUGUGAUGUGCUACAUGAUGGCGAUGCAUCUCGUAUAAAAGCAUGGAUCUCUUCUGCAAUAAGGCAUAAUGUUCAAGAGUUGGUUUUCGACCUCAACAUAUCUGAAGAACAAUUUUCAUUGCCUCGUUGCUUGUUUACUUGUGUGACACUGACAAAGUUACAAUUUGAUAUGCCCUGUGUACUCAAAAUUCCUCCUACAAUUUAUUUCACAAAUCUCAAGAUCUUGACUGUUGGAAAUGUUACAUUUUCGGAUGACUACACAACCCAGAAGCUAUUUUCUGGACUGCCAGUCCUUGAGGAAAUGUUUUUAGAGUACUGUAUCUGGGUGAAUCUCACAGCUGUGAGUAUUUCUUCUCCCAAGCUUCAUCGCCUGCGCAUAAUUGAUGAUGAGCAAAAUUCAGAUGAUGAGGAUGGUUGCCAGGUCAUGAUUUUUGGACCUGGCCUCAAAACAUUUACUUACUGUGGUCCAAUCUGCAAUGACUAUUGCUUAUAUAACUCAUGUUCACUAGAAAGAGUAGUGAUUAAUGCUUGUGACCCUGGUAAGACAGCAAGACAAGUUGCCUAUCGCAUGUAUAGGCUUCUUAGUGGGCUCUCUACCAUUAAAAAACUAAAACUUUCUAGUGGUGCUGUUGAGGUUCUAAACUCUGCUGCAGAACUCCUUCCCCAUGUUCCUAUGUUCAAUAAUGUGACGCAUUUGGAAUUUGAUGACGGUCCAACAUAUCUUGAUAGAGUUGCACUAUCAACGAUACUGGAAAAAUUUCCUCGUCUGAAUACUCUUGAAUUUCCUGAGGGGAUCAAUCUGUCUGUAAAUUGUAAAAAUGCUGAUGGUAUACCGGCCCCAGUGCCUCCAUGUUUCUUAUCACACCUCAGGUGCAUUAAAGUCUAUUGUUAUGCUGAAGUGCAGAACCAACUGCCUGCCAUAAAAAAUUUGCUCAAGAAUGCGGUGGCCUUGGACAAGAUAGUUAUAUCUUCCAAUAAUCAUUUUGCACGGGACUUCGAGAAACAGUUGAUGGAGUUCCCCAGGGGGUCAAAAAAUUGUAAAUUCAUUAUCUAUUGAGCCUUUCUUGAGCUUUGAUUCUCAGAAAGAGCCACUCAUAAGUCUUCAAUUCCUACUUUUUGGAACAUCUUAAAGUACAACUUGUUAUUUUACUGUACUUUGAACUUGAAAGACUUAUUUUGCUCACUACCAGGACCUUCUACCUAGCCAGUAUCUACAACUUUUUGUUAUGGUACGAGACUGCAAUUUGCAGCAUGGAAUGACCUUUAGUGAUAUUCACCACCCCGUCUUUUGGAAAUCAAAUGCAGUCUCUGAUAGUUGGGUUUAUAUAUAGUUCAUUCA